AUGUCUACUUCCAAAUGCCUUGGAGGCGUUCCGAGGGAGGAACGUGAUUACAGAUCGAUAUAUCAUAAUCUGGAGAUCGAGAAAAUGCAUCAGAUUAUUUCAAAAAGCACCUAUGCAUCAGAAAGUGAAUCGGAUAGCAAGAAAACAACUAGAAGGAAUCAAAAAGGAAACUUCUUUGAGUCUAUCGUGUAUAAACUAGACAGCUAUGAUCAACUUUAUUUGGAGAGAUCGGGAAUUGAUAUCUCCAAAGAUGUUUUUGAGUUAGUUAUCGACAGAUUAGAAAAGGAAUGGUUCCUAUUCGUGCAGGAUUUAGUAUCCAGGCACGUAAAACCUAUAGAACCCACUUCCUUCUGUGAUAUCUGUACAAGGCAUGCAUCGGAACGCACCGGAACUCUUUUUGUAUGCCAAGGAUGUGGAAUAUGUGUGCAUGAAAACUGCUAUGGAAUACAAGAUCUGAGUGAUUUUUGGUUGUGCAAGGGAUGUAUAUAUGGAAAGGACCUAAAAGAGUGUUCUUUCUGCCCUUCUUCAGACGGCAUCUUCAAGCAGACAUCCGACAACAGAUGGGGCCAUGUUUUGUGUGCUAUGUUCAACAGAUCUCUCUCGUUUGGCCAUCCAUUAUCAAAAGACCCCAUUGAUGUUAGCUCCUAUACCAAAGAAUCCGGAUGUUCUUUCUGUGAAAAAACUGUUGGAACUGUGAUAUGCUGCUCGUAUUUUAUGUGUUCUAGGAAAUACCAUGUGUCAUGUGCUCUAGACAAAUGUUACUUUGAUUUGGAAAAUAGAAUAUCUUAUUGUAUCGACCAUAGUCCUUUGAAAAGAAGUCCAUAUGAAUUAGGCUACAGAAAAGUGACCAAAAUAAGGUAUUUUGGAUAUGAAAAGUUACGAAAUCCUCCAAUAAUCCGAAAAAAGGCUCCAAUGGCAUGCCCUCAGGUUACGCUAUUCAGAAAGCUCUGCAAUCUACAGCCGGUUGCCACACCAUCCAUUCUUUCAAAGAUUAAAGCAUAUACCCAAAAGGAAGGAAACUUCCCAGAUCUUUUGAAAGUAUUGGAAUAUUGGGAAUUGAAAAGAAGAGGAGUUGGAGGUCCUUUACUUGUUCUUCCUGAAAUUAAAAUUGGAAGGAAGGAGGAAAACUAG
Molecule: messenger RNA, 1131 nt
Organism: Encephalitozoon intestinalis ATCC 50506
Lineage: Eukaryota; Fungi; Microsporidia; Unikaryonidae
Product: PHD zinc finger-containing putative transcriptional regulator
Exons: 1
Coding region: 1-1131 (376 amino acids)
Biological process (GO): regulation of transcription by RNA polymerase II
Source: RefSeq, a predicted model, not a curated record